Messenger RNA from Dichotomopilus funicola, 3234 nucleotides. Its product is annotated as Spt20 family-domain-containing protein. Bases 1 to 3234 code for a protein of 1077 amino acids. Gene Ontology annotation, molecular function: transcription coregulator activity. Lineage: Eukaryota; Fungi; Ascomycota; Sordariomycetes; Sordariales; Chaetomiaceae. Gene Ontology annotation, biological process: regulation of transcription by RNA polymerase II. Gene Ontology annotation, cellular component: SAGA complex. The transcript has 2 exons. The record is from RefSeq and is a predicted model, not a curated record.
AUGGCGCCCACUGCCGUCGCGUCCCCGGCGACGCCGGCCGCGACAAAAAUCAAGCGUCCCAUCCCCCCUGGUAUCCAGACCAACGGCAUUACCAACGCGCGCUUAUCACCAUCGCCCUCCAUGUCCGCUAAGCGCGCUUCCGCCUCAGGAGCGAGCGCGAUACCCCGCCAGCCUUCUAACCCCCCAACAAUCACCAAUGGCGCGACACCAACACCGACAACCGCCCGUCCCCAGAAUCGCCAACGGAGAGAUGGGCUGGGUUCCGUGUCUGGCCCGGUAUUAGGGAGAGGGCAGCGGAGUGCCGGUCUCAGAUCAGCUAGCAUUGCUCCUGAUGCUUCAGUCCCCGCUGCUGCGACAGAUCCCCAACCAUAUGUGGUUACCUCCCAAUGGAUUCUCAAGAAAUUUGCCGGAAACCCCCCAUCCUUGAUUGUACACCUCUACCCGACACACUUCCGCUUCGACAAACAAGAAGGCAUGUUUCAAUAUCAUUCGCCAAUGCGGAUAUUCAUAGAACACCUUAAAACUCGAACCAUACCACACGACCUCCUCGAAUACUUCACACAAUGGGGGGUGCCCUUCUACAACGGCUGUUUGAUUGUUCAGGUUCAUGACCAUAAAUCCGUCGCCCAGGCUCGGGAUGUUGCCAGACCCGCGUCGGCUCCAAACAAGGCCCUCCCCUUCUCGGUGCAUAACUACAACCAAUACGUCACGCCGUCGCCUUAUGUCCCCUACCCCAAGGAAAACCUGCCGGCAAACGGCUCCCCAGCGCCCGCCGCGGAGAAGACGUCCGAAGAGAAAGACAAGGAGAACAUUGCAGGCCUCAGUGCUCCUCCCGCGGGUGGGCAAAAAGGGAAAGAGGCCGCAAAGCCCAAGAUCAUCACCAUUGUCCUGCAGCCUACCCAGCAAACUCUGCAAACCGAUCUCGCUAUCAAGGCCAACACGCCUCGUGGGUCAGCGGAUGCCACCCGCGCCGAUGGAACCGUUCCUCCGCCAACACCCCACGCUGCGGUUCCCCCGACGCCCACCGCUGCGAGCAUGCCGCCACCUCCAAAGAGGCAAAAACGGGAGAGGAUGGAGCUCGACUCGAGCAAUAUCUACGAGGCAGAGGGACAGAUUCUGCUCGCAACCGUGCCAGUGCUAGAUCUCGAGCCGACCAAGACCUUUGAGGAAACGAUAGCGCUACUUGAACGGCAAAAACACCCCGAUCACUCCCAGAAGCCGCCCGAGCCCAAAACGCGGAAACGGACUGUGGCCGAGAUGGCCGCCGACGAGGCACAGGCCGCUGGCCAAGAACGGUUCAUGCUUACACUCGACGAGCGCCUAUCGUCCAAGCUGGCCGGUUCUCAAGCUGCCGGCAACGGUGCCGAUGGGGACGGCCAGGGUGGCGCGUCUGUUUGGGAACCGAGGUUCGAGCGAUUCAAGCUCAUUGCUGAUAUCAAGCGGGAGCACGCCGAAAAGAAGGAGCUUGAAAAGAUUAAGCAGGCUGAGAACGAACGGAAGCUCCAGCAACAAAAACAGCUUCAGCAACAGCAGCAGGAGGCUGCUGUGCUGGCGGCCAGGCAAGCCGAAGAGCGCCAACGGAAGGAACAGGCCGCCCGUGAGCAACAGCAGAGGCAAGAGCAACAGAGGCGGGCGCAAGCCCAGGCUCAGGCCCAGGCCCAGGCUGCCCAGCAACAAGCCGCUCAGAAUCAGGCUGCCCAAGCUCAAGCCGCCCAGGUUGCCCAGGCUCAGGCACAAGCACACGCGCAAGCCCAAGCCCAGGCUCAAGCUCAAGCUCAAGCUCAGGCUCAGGCUCAAGCUCAGGCUCAAGCCCAGGCUCAGGCUCAGGCUCAGGCUCAGCAGAACGCGGUUACCUCGGCCAUGGGCACUCCUCAUGCCCACCCCGUGCAGCACAGUCCUUUACCGGCAGGCAUGACCAGCGGGAUGCCCGUCAACUUGUCUCAGGCGCAAGCACGGUUUCCCCAAGUCUCACAGCCGCAAGUAUCCUCGCCCAUUAUCCGCCAGAACACGCCGCACGCAGCAUCUUCUCCGAUGGGCAUGGCUGGCGUCGCUAUGCAGCACUCCAACUCGAAUCUCGGACAAGCCGGGAGCCCAGCACGGCCGUCAUCGGUGGUUCAGAACCACCCGAUGGCCGCGCCCAUGGCUCCCAAUAUGUCGGCGCGCGGUAGCCAGCAGAGCCAUGUCGGCACGCCUAGAAUGCCGAGUGCCACGCCUAACAUGCCCCACGCCACACCCAUCUCGCGGCCCCAGAUGGUGCCCACUCCACGCAUGACCCAGGCCAGCCCGCCACCUAACAUGAUGUCGGCAGCGCAACUUGGGCAGCAGAUGAUCAUGACGCCCCAAGGGAUGAUGCAAGUUCCCGGUGUCGGGCUCAGCGCCGCUCAUAUUGCCCAACAGCAACGUUUCUUGCAGCAACAGCAGAUGCUUCAGAUGCAGCAAAAUGGCAUGAUGAACGGCGUACCAGUACAGCACCCACUGGCCCAGCAGCGUUUGCUUCAGCAACAACAGCAGCAGCAGAUGAUGCUACAGCAGCAAAGAAACGGCCAGAUGAUGAACCAGCCUUCCCAAGCGCAACUAGCCGCGCAAUACAGCCAACAGUUGAACAACUUGCAGCAACAGAUGGGCCAGAUGAACCCGGCACAACAGGCCGUUGCUCAGAGGCAGUUCCUCGCUGCUCAACAAGCCGCUGUAGCCCGCGGCCAAAACAUGAUGGCUAUGGGCAACCUGACACCGGCUCAAAUGCAAGCGAUGCAGCAGAUCCAGAUGCAACAACACGCCGCGCAGCAGCAGCAGCAGCAGCAGCAGCAGCAGCAACAACAGCAGCAGCAGCAGCAACACCACGCCCAGUCGAACCAGCAGCAACAGGCGGCGGCGCUGGCGCAGCAACAGCAGCAGCAGCAGCAUCAACAGCAGCAAGCCCAACUCGCCUCGUUCAGAACCCCUCAAGUGCAAAACCAAAUCCGCAAUAUCACCCAAGCGCUCAUUACCAAGAACCUCCCCGCCUUAAGCGCCCGUUUCAACGGGGGGCAAAUCCCAGAGGACCAGCUCGCGGAGUUCAGGAAGCACUGCGCAACUCAAGCCCACAAUCACGUGCUCCAGCAAUUACAGAACCGUGGGCAGAUGAGCGCCCAGGCCCAGGCCCAGGCCCAAGCCCAGGCCCAGGCUGCGCAGGCACAGGCGAUGGCUGCGUUUCAACAGCAACAGCAGCAACAGCAGAUGAACGGGGGCGGGUAA